Microthlaspi erraticum is the source of this 993-nucleotide messenger RNA. The record is from the annotation of a GenBank genome assembly. NCBI's taxonomy places the organism in Eukaryota, Viridiplantae, Streptophyta, Magnoliopsida, Brassicales, Brassicaceae.
AUGCCCAUGGAGAACGACAAUGGCCUCGCUGGCAACGUCGUCGUCACCGCCGAGCAAGCCACCAAGGUUAGCGAGACUGACGGAAGGUUGCCCGAGAAUCGCCAGACCGGUGUUGUCUCAGAAGCCGGAAGUGGUAGCGAUAAAGGAGAGGAAGGGGUGGAGGCGGCAGUGGCUGUGGCGGUGGAGGAGACCGGAUCGAAUUUGGUCGGAGAGCUACCUCCCCGAUCUUCCUCCGGUAGAGUUCCGUUCACUAAUCUAAGCCAGAUUGAUGCGGAUCUCGCUCUCGCUCGCACGCUCCAGGAACAGGAGCGGGCGUAUAUGAUGCUGACAAUGAACAGUGAAAUUAAUGACUAUGGGAGCUGGGAAACUGGGAGCUACGUAUACGAAGAGGAUGAGUUUGAUGACCCCGAGAAUGAGGAUGACGAUGACGACGAGUAUGAAACUGAUUUGGAUCCUCAGGAAGAUGCGUCAGAUGUGCACGCCCAUGAAGAUGAUCAAGAAGACGAGGGCGGAAACUCUGAGACUGAAGAAGCUGCUUAUUCAGAUGAUGAGGCCUAUGCUAGAGCUCUUCAGGAAGCUGAAGAGAGGGAAAUGGCAGCUAGAUUGUCUGCUUUAUCUGGGUUAGCAGAUCGGGUUGAAGAUCUAGAGGAUGAGGAUCAUACUUCUCAGGAUGCCUGGGAUGAGAUGGAUCCUGAUGAGCUUUCGUAUGAGGAGCUGCUUGCUCUGGGCGAAUUUGUGGGAACCGAGAGUAGAGGAUUGUCUGCUGAUACAAUUGCAUCUUUGCCUUCAAAAAGAUAUAAAGAGGGAGACAAUCAGAACGGAACCAAUGAGUCGUGUGUUAUAUGUCGUUUGGAUUAUGAGGAUGACGAUGAUUUGAUACUGCUACAAUGCAAACAUUCUUACCACUCGGAGUGCAUAAAUAACUGGUUGAAGAUAAACAAGGUUUGCCCUGUAUGCAGUGCAGAAGUUUCAACUUCCUCCGCUGGAACCUAA